This is a messenger RNA of Anopheles merus, 1542 nucleotides long. RefSeq names its product aurora kinase A-A-like. Gene Ontology annotation, molecular function: protein kinase activity; ATP binding. The transcript has a single exon. Lineage: Eukaryota; Metazoa; Arthropoda; Insecta; Diptera; Culicidae. Gene Ontology annotation, biological process: mitotic spindle organization; protein phosphorylation; regulation of cytokinesis. Gene Ontology annotation, cellular component: spindle microtubule; spindle midzone; chromosome passenger complex. Bases 230 to 508 code for a protein of 92 amino acids. The record is from RefSeq and is a predicted model, not a curated record.
GCCGUCGUGUUUCGCCGCUGUCCUUUGCAUGCUGUAAAGAAACAUACCUAUUCAUCGUCGGCCAAUGGUGCAGCACGAGCGCAACGUGAUACAUCGUGACAUCAUCCGGAAAACUUGCAGCUGGGGCAAGGUGGUGAUCUGAAGAUAGCCGAUUUCGGUUGGUCCGUGUAGGAGCCGACCUUGUUCCGGUACGACGCUGUGCGUUUCGCUCGACUAUUUAUCGCCCGAGAUGGUACAUGGUCAGCCGCACACAAAAACUGUCGAUCUAUGGAAUUUGGGCGUCCUGGUGUACAAGCUGCUGUGCGGUAAGGCCCCGUUUUUGGCGACCACGUAUGAAGAAUCGUUCCGUAAAAUCAUGAAGCUGCAGUAUAAGAUGCCGUCAGAUGUAACGAAGCCGGCGGCCCAUCUGAUCUCGCGACUGUUCGUUAAGGAUCUGGCCAGCCGUAUGCCGCUGAAAAAUGUUGCGUCCAUUCUUGGAUUCUGCUGCACGUGCACAAAAAGUAAAUAGGAACUGCUGCUACCAUGUACCAUUUAUCGUUUUGCUCUAACUAAGUAUGUUUAUAAGAUACCUGUACCCUUUAGUUUUUUAAACCCUUUCUCUUAUAACAUGUAGUGGUAUUUGAAUGGCAAUUGAUGGGUUUUGCAUUAUGAUGAACAAGAUCGUGACCAUCCUCUCGUGGUACCUUUAGUGCUUCAGUUCUAUAUUAAGGAGAGCGUGGAAGGGUAUGGCUACAUUCAUUUCGGCGCUGCCAUGCACCUUUCGUUGCAACGAUAAGAUAGAGCUAGUGUUUUGUUUUUGAAGAUAUGUUAUUAUUAUUAUUAUUAUUUAUUUACUCUUCAACGGGCCGUAUGGCCUAAUUAAGAUGUAACAGUUUAAUUUAAUGAUCAAUUUAAGAUGUAACAGUUCAGUUAUUGUAGGAUAAUUUGUUCGGCUAUUUCUUUAGAUGACCUAUUCAACUAGCUUCAUGACGGUGUGACUUGGAAUAGGAAAAAAUAUUAAUCAUUCCGUAUGCCCUAAUGACAGAAAGCUGGUCUCUACAUACGCUGUACGUCGUUCUAUUCCCUCCCGGAACACACACCAACCAGUGAUUAACUGUCCGGUUAGGUGAUACGAAUAAGUCUUGUAAGCAUUUAAGCAUAACGUCUGCAUGACCACGUAUGUCGGCUAUAGCGAAAAUAAAGCAUAACAAUUAUUUAUUUGUUACGCAAUAAAUAGGAAGAAAGUGCAACGCUGUACGGUCCCGUGAUACAGUCAUCAAUUCUUACGACCUAAUAACAUGACUGUCAUGGGUUCAAACCUCAUACGGACCGUCCCACCGUAGCAAGGAUUAACUAUCCGGCAGCGUGGUACUAAAUCAGUUUCGAAAGCCUGUAUAGUUCGACGCGUAUGUCGUUAAGCCAAAUAGAGAGAAUGUGCUGCGUUAUCGAGAUGGAUACGAUAAAAGUGCUUCCGUCUUAACAGAAGGUGUUCUAUGAUCUACCAAACCGUUGUGUGAGAAAUGGAACUAGCUUGCGAAAAUGUUUGGUCAGUCUGCUUCAUGA